Messenger RNA from Sphaerulina musiva SO2202, 2442 nucleotides. RefSeq lists its product as uncharacterized. Bases 21 to 779 code for a protein of 252 amino acids. The record is from RefSeq and is a predicted model, not a curated record. Lineage: Eukaryota; Fungi; Ascomycota; Dothideomycetes; Mycosphaerellales; Mycosphaerellaceae. The transcript has 3 exons.
CAUAACCACUGUACCUGGACAUGGGAGACUCGGCAGACCACAUCACCGAAGCGGACAUCUGGCUCAGUCGAAGCAAUAUUGUGCAGGCCAGAAGCCAGCGGUUGCUGCAGUCAUGGCUACCCACUGCACAGAAUACCGCCAGCACUCCCGCGGAGGACAACGACGACCAGGACGACUUUGUCGCCAUGACCGAGAGCGCGGGUCUCGGGACAGCCCCAGCUGAGAGCGAAUUCGAGGUCGAUGGUAUAUUGAAGAAGAGACACGCAUCCUCCAAUGACAAGCUGCUCGAACAGCUCUUGGGCAAGAAAGCUGCUGCGGCGAAGAAGAAAGAGCAGGCGCUCGCACGGCAGACGAAGACCAACAUUGCGCUAGGCCGCGCUGCUCCAGUUCCCGCACCAGCCAAGGGCACUUCUGCAACGCCAUCCAGACCUGUCGACGACGACAGCGAGGAUGAAGACGAGCCAGGACGAGCUGCCACAUUCACGGGCAACAGAGUAACGAGAGACAACAAUCUGCCUGCAUAUGCUGCCACAGGCAGCAGCCGGAGAGGCGCAACACCCAUUGACGAAGAUGCUGAACCACCGGACCCAAGGGACGAUGCCGCAACUAUCGCCGCUAUGAAAAAUGGUACCAGUCAAGCACAUCAAGAACCGCCAGCAAGUGAAGAUGGUGGUCCGCCAAGGAAGAAGAAUAAAUCUACGAGCUACCUUGAUGAGCUACUAAGCAAGAAGAAGCAGAGAAAGAAGACGAAGAACAAGACGUUCACAGGAACGACGUGAGAGUGCUUGAAGGCGGCAACAGCCUGGUUGAUCUUUGCGAUCCCCUGCCAUUCUGUGAUUUUCAGACCUGCACCAACACUCUCGUCACGCGCUAUCUGCCUCUUGAACAUGUCGCGAUGUUGAGGUCGCACUAAACGCUGAACGAGCUUCGCGAACGCGCUCACAAGGCCUCAUUGCCGAAAAGAUAACCACUCUGCCAGAUCGAGAAGUCUCGUUUCAGGUGUAGUGCAUACGGUCAUUUCUCCGACUUCAGGUGUAUCGCAUAUGGACAUUUGUCCGACUUUGACCCGACUUUGACUGGAGGCUUUCAGCGAUUAGGCAGACGAUUGCACUCUGCCCAAAUGUCCGAACAUGUCCAAAGUCGACGUGAAUAUCAGUUGAAACUCAUCGAGGUACGCCAUUCCCCAAAGCAAACGGUUGUGCUACCGUGCUACACCAUCUUGGGUGGUAUAAGCAUGUUUACAGCACCGAUCUCUCUUGGCUUCUUGGCAGUACACUGCCGUGAUAGACUGCAACACGUUCAGUGUAGUACAACGUUGUAGAUCGUUCGAACCAGUAUGGCGGCUUUGAUACCAGCCUCACGUCGCGGGAACCCCUCGUUUCCAUGAGCAAGUCAAAUCUAGACUGUGAAGGCAUGGAGUAGUUGCAGUUAUGCAAUUACUGAAAUGAGAAUGCGAUUGAGAAGAAUAUCGCCUGCAAAUGGUCAGUAUAUAUGCCACGAGCAAAUCCAAGUAUUCAAGCAGACAUCAGUAGCCACUACACUCUUUUACACAAUCAGUAUCUCUGAAAACUCCACUGCACACACACGCACACAUACAGUCUCACAUUCACACCCUCAGCACUCUUACAAACAUGAAGUCCACAAUGACUCUCUGGCUGCUUGCUGCCAUCGCUCAUGGCACACCCAUCGCUCGCCGCCAAUUCGGUUCCUCAACUUCCAGCGAGCUUGAAGAUGGCUCCUGCGGCGACAUUAUCUUCAUCUUCGCCAGAGGCUCCACCGAGACUGGCAACAUGGGAAUCACCGUCGGACCCCCAACCUGCAGCGGUCUGAAAUCCGCCAACUCCAAGACCAUUUGCCAAGGUGUCGGAGGAGGCUAUACCGCUUCCAUCGCGGACAACGUCUCUGUUUCGGGAACUAGCGCAGCAGGUCUGAGGGAAGCAGCUGAAAUGUUCGCAUUGGCAGCCAGUCAAUGCCCAGAUGCCGCUAUUGUUGCAGGAGGUUACUCCCAAGGCGCCGCCCUCAUGGCCAGCGCCGUGUCCACCCUCGACGCUACUGCGCAAGCACAAGUCAAAGGCGUGGUUCUGUAUGGUUACACCAAGAAUGCCCAGAAUGAUGGGAAGAUCCCAAACUACCCACCGGAACAGACCAAAGUGUUUUGCAACGUUGACGAUGGAGUUUGCGGGGGUGCGCUGGCUGUCACCGCAGGCCAUUUGACCUACACGGCAGAUGUUGAUGCUGCUGUGGAGUUUUUGGAGGGGGCAGUCGCGAAAGGUGGUAGUGGCAGUGGCAGCGGAACUACCCCUAGCACCACGACUCCGGCAGCGCCUGCUACGAGCAGUGCAGCAGGCGGAUUGUUUGGUGGAAGUCCAUUUGGAGGAAGUUUUGGAUUUUAAGAGGAGGAAAAGUGUUAGUAGGAUGAUCGAGGGCGAUGAUGGCCCGUUU